Messenger RNA from Anguilla anguilla (European eel), 4406 nucleotides. RefSeq names its product gap junction beta-1 protein-like. The transcript has 5 exons. Bases 1421 to 2251 code for a protein of 276 amino acids. Gene Ontology annotation, cellular component: connexin complex. Gene Ontology annotation, biological process: cell communication. NCBI's taxonomy places the organism in Eukaryota, Metazoa, Chordata, Actinopteri, Anguilliformes, Anguillidae. The record is from RefSeq and is a predicted model, not a curated record.
UUUAAUUGCUAAACUAUUGUAGAUUGGGUUAAGGAAUGAUCAUUGAUUUAAUUCAGCUAUUAAUGAUUUUGGUGUUAGCUGCAAAAUGUUGAAUAACGUAAUGUAGAAUAACGCUUUGAUAUGUUCAGCACAACAAUAGGCUAAUUAUCCCUGGUAGGCUAAUCGUAACCAAGGCACCUUGAAUGUUCAAUGCGUAUUUGAACAGUGAUAAGCCUACAUUUCGUUACACAAAGUGCUUCAGAAAACUCUCGAAUUGUGGGCAGCCGAUUGUGCUGCACGUCUCCAGGAACCGCGGCUAACAGAAGGAGCCUUGUUGACUUUGCAGUAAAACUGGACAAAUGUUUAUAUGCAUCUUUACAAAAUGGGGGCGACCGGAUCAGCGGCUUGAACAAACUCGGCAAAACAGGCGGGCUAUAGCUAAUGACCAUCGAAAGAGCUGUGACCGCGGCAGACGCACAUUUGCAGUCACUGGGAAGCUGUGUGACUCUGAUGUCUGUCCGCUAUGUGUGACGUACGAACCACACUGACCCGCUCGCCCUGUCCCGGGCCGUUUCUACGACAGCAACAUCCCACAGCUGGAACGCUGCCCCCGGCCCCACGUUGUUUCAGCACCAGCGUCUGGUGACUCAGGCAAAAAGCCAGCGGACAAUACCAUUUUUUUCUUCUGGAACUUGUCUUGGAUUCAUGUCAAAAACACCCUUCGCAUCCCUUGUCUUCCAUAGCACAAUAAAUAAUGCGGGAAAGGCCGUUUUGUUGUGUGUGUCCACACAGAUUCUUUCUUUGGCUGGGGGUAGGCGGAAAUCGAGGCGUUUGAUCUGAAUUCUAAAGAGUUUUGUUUGCCGGGAGAAAGGGCACCAUUGUAUGUAAAUAGUUUAUAUAAGAGCAUAUGACUUCUGCAGCGCAGGGUAGCGGCUAGUGUCAGGGAAUUCAUUUGCAAUUUUCAAAGGCAUGGUGUUCUCCUCAACUGAGCCUUUCACUAAAAAUAGGCCCACUUUUCGGAUGUUUAUCCACACAUUUUUGGAUGUAAUUGAGAACCACCUCACCUGAAGAUGUUCCUUGAUGUCCUGGCUGUGCUGGCAAGUCAGACCCAACGAACACCCAAGUUUCCUCUGGCAUUGCACAAUGUUCCUGACAACCUGCUGUGGAAAUAACCAGAAUUUAUUCAGGAAUCUUCUCAUGGAGUAUGAUCUACCUGAAUGACACACUUUCUGGGAGAUUGUGGGAUUUUAAUAUCUUUCCUUCGGAGGCCUGUUGCGGCUUAUGUUUGACAGAGAUGAACUGCAUUGCAGGUUGUUGCUGACUCAUCUUCGGAGGCUACAAGGACUAAAUGGUUUUUCAAAUUUAAUUGGACAGUGUCUAACAGAAAUACCAUCUUGAUGCCAAACGUGGGAGUGACCUUUGAACUUACCUGGAAGCGAAAAUGAACUGGGCGUCCUUUUAUGCCGUGAUCAGCGGCGUAAACAGGCACUCCACGGGCAUCGGCCGCAUCUGGCUGUCCGUCCUCUUCAUCUUCCGCAUCCUGGUGCUGGUGGUGGCGGCCGAGAGCGUGUGGGGCGACGAGAAGACCGGCUUCACCUGCAACACCCAGCAGCCCGGCUGCAACAGCGUCUGCUACGACCAGUUCUUCCCCAUCUCGCACAUCCGCCUGUGGGCCCUGCAGCUCAUCCUGGUCUCCACCCCGGCCCUGCUGGUGGCCAUGCACGUGGCCCACCGUCGCCACGUCGACAAGAAGCUCCUCAAGCUGUCGGGCCGUGGCGCCAGCGCCAAGGACGUGGAGGAGAUCAAGAGCCAGAAGUUCAAGAUCACCGGCGCCCUCUGGUGGACGUACAUUGUUAGCAUCGUUUUCCGCAUCGCCUUCGAGGCCGCCUUCAUGUACCUUUUCUACCUCAUCUACCCCGGCUACAAGAUGCUGCGGCUGGUCAAGUGCGACUCGUACCCGUGCCCGAACACGGUGGACUGCUUCGUCUCCCGGCCCACGGAGAAGACCAUCUUCACCAUCUUCAUGCUGGCGGCGUCGGGCGUGUGCGUCCUGCUGAACGUGGCCGAGCUGGCCUACCUGGUGGGCCGGGCCUGCGUCCGAAACCUCCGGCGCACGGAGGCCCCGCCCAAGGGCGUGUGGCUGUCCCAGAAGCUCUCCUCCUACCGGCAGAAUGAGAUAAACCAGCUGAUCGCCGAGCACUCUCUCAGGGCCAAGCUCAGCGGAACCCGCCGGAACCCCGUGGACAAGGAGGAGAAGUGCGCGGCGAGUUAGACCGCGUGGCCAGAGCCAGAGCCCGUUCUGGGCUGGCGAGCUUGAACCCCGGGGAUCGAACCGUCUCUCGCGCCCCUCGUAUAGCACUACCCAGCAGUAACAGCCGUCCGUCCGUUUUUACUGACGGCACCAUGGUGGAAAACAGCCUUGUUCCUUCUACCUGGAAUAUCUGUUUGAAAAACUGGGAGGAAGUCGAGUUCAGAGUGAGGAGGCUUUUCUUGCUUCACAGCAAUUCAUGGCCAUUCACAAAAUGUUUAUUGAGGAAUAUUUCAUGACUUACAAAGCACAGAAACUGUAAAAAAAAACAAUCUUUUUAAAGACGGUAUUCUUAAAUGCGCUGUAGAGUAACUAUCACUAGUGUCACAGGGGAUCACAGUUCUAGAAAAUGGCUCAUCAUUUAUGAGCGUGCUUUAAAGCUGCCUCUGUAGUCCAUCAACUGAAAAACAUUCCAAGAUUUUAACUAAAUGUUCUUUAGUGAUCUGUCUCAACAUUAGCGGCAAAACUCAUUUUCUCAUUUUCCUGGGAGCGAGUCUAUAUAAAUGCGACUAGUUUUCCUCCAACUCCACUCUGUGAGCUUGGCUUUACUGUGCAACGUGAAAAUAAACAGCUGGUGACACCACAUGUUUUGGAGGAGAACCACAGAUGUCUACACUCUCUAAGAAUCAGCAGUGGGAUUUGCACAUGAACGAGACGGUUGCCGGUAAUUGGACUUCCUAAACUGGGGUGGUAUUGGAUGUGUUCAGCCGCACCCCGGGUGGUAAAUUUAUAGGAGAAAAAACAGCAGAAUAAAACCUUCAAAGCUUGAAUUCUUUGCAGGAAAUAUUUAAUAGAAACUACACAUAUGCAGUCCAUUUCCUAUGUAGGAAUUACAGAGCAAAAUAAUCAGUGCAACAAAAACAGGAAAUCAAACAGGAAUUAACUAUAAUAGUAAGAAAGCAAAUCAGGUUGAAGAGAUGUGAUUUGUAUGAAGGGAGCUUAUUGUACAUUGAGCAUAACCACUUUCUCUCUACACUGAUGUUGAAAAACUGGCUGUGAAUUCAAAGCUGCUUCUCAGAAUCUAAAAGAUUGUUUCAGUAAUCUAUGAUCUCCAAAGUGUUCCAGUUUUUUUAAACUAAAAUGACACUCAACAGAUUUCAGAGCCAAGAGACUCUAUAUGUAUUAUGUCACUCCUUUCAUUGACUAUGUGCAGUGUUUGAAUGCUUUCUCCUCUUCUGAAGUGAUGUCAGAAUAAUAUUUUGCCAAAUUCUGAGGCUUUUGUUUUUUCUUUGUGAUAUUGCAGUUAAAACACAUUUAUGAAAUCUUGUGUGUGUUUUUCGGUUCAGGUCACAAAGAAUAAUUUUACCCAUUUUGCAAAGCAUGGCCAAAAUAAGACAUUUGUCAUACCUGUCUCACAUUGUUGUAUAUUCAGGUCCUUGAGGGCCCCAGUGUCUGCAGGUAUGUGUGGUUUCCAUUCAAUCAGCUGCUAAUUAGGGCCAUAAGAAGAAGGUGUGUGGAUUCUUUCGCCAAUCAACAAGUUACAAUUACAAAUUACUGGUGCUGAAGCACAGACCAGCAGACACUGCAGCCCUCCAGGACUGGAUUCUGAUACCUGUGGUGGAGAACUAUGACGACUUUCAAUUUAGCACAUUAUCAAUAUAUUGAUUAUUUUGUGUGUGUGUGUUGUCAACUCUGAUUUGUCAUCACUGAUUAACCUGUGUUUGCCUGUUUAACUGCAUAAUGUUUUAACUACACUUAAAGAAAAUAGCAGUGUAAAUAGGAUGUAAUGAAUUGGAAUAUGUGGCAAUGUUAGAAUGGACGUGUUAGAAUGUUAGAAUAGUAUAGGAGUGCUUCCAUUAUUUAAUGCUCAACUGACUUUGAUGAACUAUUGACUGUGUACUUGAAAAUAAAUAAUGUGUACUAUUUAAAAGGCAUAUUACAUAUUUAUCACAGUGUAUUUCAAAAUUAUACAGGUUUUGGCUCAGAAAUGGAAGUCAGAAAUGUAAAUACCAAAAAACCUUUCAAAAUAUUUUGUUAAAAAAAUUAUUUUCUGUACGACACUAAUGUCCUACUGAGUCAUUUUAUUUUAAAAAUCAAUAGAAGUACCUUAUUUACAGGGUACAACCUGUGAUGACUUGUUUGUUAUUAACAAUUACAAUUAAAAUAUAAUUUAAAUUCA